Messenger RNA from Gavialis gangeticus (Gharial), 6125 nucleotides. RefSeq names its product serine/threonine-protein phosphatase 4 regulatory subunit 1-like. Gene Ontology annotation, molecular function: protein binding; protein phosphatase regulator activity. Bases 15 to 2975 code for a protein of 986 amino acids. Gene Ontology annotation, biological process: protein dephosphorylation. The transcript has 20 exons. NCBI's taxonomy places the organism in Eukaryota, Metazoa, Chordata, Crocodylia, Gavialidae. The record is from RefSeq and is a predicted model, not a curated record.
GCUCCCUCAGCGCCAUGGCCGGGGAGGCCGCCGCCGCCACCGCUUUAAGGAGCCCCGCAGGCACCGCCCAAGCGCACCAUAGCCCCCUCGCGCGCCGGCCCCCGGCUACAGGGAUCCCGCUCUAUUUCGUGGAUUUGCAGGAUGACUUAGACGACUUUGGGUUUGAAGAUUAUGGACCAGACUGUGAUAGCAUGAGGAUAACUGCAUUCUUGGACAUUCCAGGACAGGAUAACUUGGCUCCACUGGCUCGUCUGGAAAAGUAUGCUUUUAGUGAUAAUAUAUUUAAUCGACAGAUUAUUGCCAGAGGCCUACUUGAUGUCUUUCGAGAUUUCAGUAAUAAUGAAGAAGAUUUCUUGACAGUAAUGGAGAUAGCGGUCAGACUGUCCGAAGAUGCAGAGCCAACUGUACGGACAGAACUGAUGGAACAGAUACCUCCCAUUUCUAUUUUUCUGCAAGAGAGUCGACCAAACUUUCCAACAGCAUUUUCUGAGUAUCUUAUGCCUAUUGUAGUGAGGUACCUCACUGACCCUAACAAUCAGGUUAGAAAAGCAGGUCAAGAAGCACUGCUGGUAUUGCUGGAGCAAGACCUCGUCUUUCAAAAUGAUGUUGAAAAUAAGGUGUGUCCAAUUCUGUUGGACCUCUCGGCCCCAGACAGUGAUGAUGAGUACAAAGUGGAAGCUGUAAAUAUCAUCUGUAAAAUGGCUUCUAUGUUGAGCAAAACAACUGUUGAACGCAUACUUCUUCCCCGUUUCUGUGAGCUGUGUGGCGAUGGGAAGCUGUUCCAAGUCCGUAAGAUUUGUGCAGCCAACUUUGGUGAUAUCUGUAAUGCAGUUGGACAAGAUGCCACAGAGAGGUUUUUGAUUCCAAAGUUUUUUGAACUCUGCUCUGACAGUGUUUGGGGAAUGCGUAAAGCAUGUGCUGAGUGCUUUAUGGCAGUGUCUUACACUACUUCCCCAGAAGUUCGGAGGAGUAAGCUGUCACCCCUCUUUAUCAAUCUUAUCAGCGACCCCUGCAGAUGGGUUCGCCAAGCUGCUUUUCAGUCUCUUGGUCCAUUUAUUUCUACCUUUGCAAACCCUUCUAGUGCUGGCCUUUACAUUCGGGAGGAUGGGACAUUGAGUAUUCGACCAGCAGCCCAGGAUGGCGCUUCCAAUUCUUGCCAGGCAGGCAGUAUUUCAAAUAUACCAUGCUCCAGUGCAAACAAUUCAUCCCCAAGUUCAGAACAACCAAUGGAAGUAAAAUCAACUGUACUUCCCUCAAUGAGUGAUUCUGAAGUCAACCCUUUGCUCUGCACUCAAAUCCCAAAUAAAGACACAGAGGAAGCAAGUUCAGUGAGCUGUGCUAAUCCCGAAGAAGAUCUAACUAGAUUGUCUCACGGUGACAAUAUUGCUGCUUGUGUAAUAGAGGGCAUUAAAGACUGUCAAGUCAGCAACUGCCAGGGAAUGAACUCAAGGGUCCAGUCUGCUGAGGAUGUGUUUAAUACUUUCCUAUACUGGCGCCCACCUCUCCCUGAUAUAAGCCAGGAUUUGGAGUUGCUUCAGUCCAAGACGGAGAUGCAUAAAGACGGCUGCUCUGUAUCAGAGGCUUUGUGUAAUAACUGUGUUGCUAGUAGCGAAAUAAAAAAGGUGCUGGAAACCUUGCAGGAGCACAUGGAUGAUCCAGAUGUUCAAGCUCAGGUUCAAGUCUUGUCUGCUGCACUCAGAGCAGCUCAGUUUGAUUCCAUCCGAGAUCAUGAGACCAAACCCAGGGAAGAGACUGGUGGCAAACUUCAGAAGCAGAUAUCUUCUUUGGAUGCCAGCAUCGCCACAGUAGAGAAUGCUUCGUCCUCUCCAUCAUCCCAUGAUGACAUGAUUGACCAAACUACUACCAGUAUACUGAAAAGCACAGACUCUGAGGAGCCACACAAUGGGACCAGCGACUUUUUAAAGAAAGAACAAGAUAAUCCACCCUUUGAAGACGAUAAAUCAAAGUUACAGGAUAUCAUACCUCAGCCUUUAUUAGAUCAGUACUUGUCAAUGACUGACCCAGCUCGAGCCCAGACUGUUGACACUGAAAUAGCAAAACACUGUGCUUAUAGUCUCCCAGGGGUGGCCUUAACUCUGGGCAGGCAGAAUUGGCACUGUUUGAAGGAUACAUAUGAGACCUUGGCAUCAGAUGUACAGUGGAAGGUACGUCGGACGCUAGCUUUUUCCAUACAUGAACUGGCUGUUAUUUUAGGGGAUCAACUAACAGCAGCUGAUCUAGUGCCGAUUUUUAAUGGAUUCUUGAAAGAUCUGGAUGAAGUGCGCAUUGGAGUUCUUAAACAUCUCUAUGACUUUCUGAAGUUGCUUCAUGCAGACAAAAGGCGAGAGUACCUUUAUCAGCUUCAAGAAUUUGUGGUGACUGAUAACAGCAGGAAUUGGAGGUUUCGUUAUGAACUGGCAGAACAGCUGAUCCUGAUAUUAGAACUCUACAACCCUAAUGAUGUGUAUGAUUAUUUAAGACACAUUGCACUAACUCUCUGUUCUGAUAAAGUAUCUGAAGUCAGGUGGAUCUCCUUCAAACUGGUUGUGGCUAUACUACAGAAGUUCUAUGCAAACAAUGCAAAUGCGUUGGGAUUAAAUUUCAUUAACGAACUUGUAGUGAGGUUUCGUCAUUGUUCCAAAUGGGUUGGAAGACAAGCUUUUGCCUUCAUUUGUCAGGCAGUGGUAGAGGAGGAGUGUAUGCCUGUUGAUCAGUUUGUUGAGCACUUACUCCCCAGUCUUUUAAGUCUUGCUUCUGAUCCAGUGCCAAAUGUAAGGGUUCUGCUAGCCAAGGCUUUAAGGCAAACACUGUUGGAGAAAGCUUACUUUAAAAGUGUUGGCAAUCCUCAUCUAGAAGCUGUGGAAGAAACUGUCCUAGCUUUACAAUCUGACAGAGACCAAGACGUUUGCUUUUUUGCCACUGUAAAACUAAAACAGAAUAACAUGGAGACCACUUCCAUUGAAAAACAAAACUGAGCUGUUCACCUGCUAUGAACCCUGAACAUCAAAAUGUUAACAUGCCCUGUGUUCUUGGUUUGCCUGAUUCAUGGGGAGGAGAAAGGAGCAAUUGGCUGCCUACCUGAACUGAAAGGAAAGGGAUCGCUGACAAUGCCACAGUCCUCACUAAAUGACCACCUUUGUAGCUACAGCUGUGGAUACUAGCUGAUCAGUCAGACUUUGGGGAUUUUUUCCCUCAUAAAAGUGGGCUGUAACUUUCAUAUCUAUCCAGAUUUCAGUAUUGUAUAUAUCCUCUUAUUAAGAAAUUACACAAAUGUAACAUUUCAGUAUCAUAAUGUUAAUGUUUCUUAAUACCGUUAAAAAAAGUACAACCCCUAUGAAUGCCAGUAAUAAAGCAAUCUGCUACAAGCUUAAAGGACUUCCUAAGCUUUGAAGCCCAAGGUUAGUAUGCUUAAGUGAAAAUGUUUCCCCCGUUUUAUUGUGGUUUUUUAUAUUGUUUAUAAUAUUACAUUUUAUUAUUUUAAAUGAACAAUGUGUGUAUACAUAUAUGUGAAUAGCUCCUGCAGCUUGGCAAAAAUAAUUCACAGAACUUUAAUCUCAUAUCAAUGAGAGAGAUCGAAGAAGUCAUUUCACUUUAAACAGCACAGUUGGCAAGUAAAAGUUAAUGUGCAUAGGUCACCUUUUACCUUUUAAUAGACAUCUGAUAUAUUUUAAAUCACAGAGGGAUUAACUUGCUUUGUAUUUUGUGGCUCUUUCUUAUUACUUUGUCUUUUUAUAAACUGCAUUAUCAUAGCUUUUCUUUGUACACUAACUGUUAUCUCCCCAAACAUUUCUGUCCUCAAGUGAGUUCAUUUAAUUAAAAUCACAUUGGUAGGAGAUUAAAAUCUUUAAAUGUUUUGCAGAGUAUGUAAAAAGGGGGGCAUGCACAUGCACAUUCACAUAACUUGAAAAAACUUGUAUGAGGUUCAGCAGUCAUUUUCCUUGGAACCUGCCUCUCUCAAACUUACAAUCUAUGAUCUCCUACAACGAGAGGAGAUUCUUGUAAAAUAUUGUGGUCUCAAGUUUCCAAAGGAGGUGAAGCGCAGGUUUUCCGAGUAAGGAAGCUGACCUACUGUUCUUCACAAAUUCUGUUUUUAUAACUGUCUGUGGUUGUCAUUAUGGGGGUUGGAGGUGAGCAAAAACCCCCACAAAAAAAACAAGAAAAAAACAAAACCCACAAACUAACAUUGCCUGGGGUGGCACUUGGGACAUCAAGACUGUGUUAACCUGAUCUCAGUAUAUCUAACCAGGAACUUCCUACAAGAAGAGAAUAAAAUCCCUGUCAUUAAAUCCAACAAUUUUAUGAAAUACCAACUUAAGUUGCAAUGUUGAUGCCCUUGGCUGUUCCAUUUUCACCCCUGUUUUCCCUUGCAUCCUAAGUCUAACGUGGUCUAUUGAAGUUGGGGAAAAGACGCAUUGACUUUAAUGGGCUUUGGAUCAGGGCCAUAACCUUGUUUGAGGAGGACCGUUUAUAUACUGGGGAAAUGUCUCAUUUAAUGGUAGAUAAAUUAUUAUGUUCAGUGUUUGCUCAGUCUGUAAAUAGACCAAUGAGAGACUAUUUCCAUCUAUGUUAUUUCAUUACUGUAGCAUUAAGUAGUUCAACUGUUUGGAAGUUAAAAAUAUUGCUCUUUAACUGGAUUGUCAGCUGUACGGGAAGUAGCUUUCUCAGCCUGACUCUUGUACUUUUUGGAAGGUUCAAUUUUGUAUAAAUGUCAAUGAAACUAGUUUUGAAUUAUACUGUAUAGUAUUUGUAAUAAAUUGUUUGCUUGCAAGACCAUAGGUGCUUUUAGAAUCUAUAAGGGAAAAUAUAUAGUUGCUAUUUCAGUAAACAGUCUAAGCUCUGUAAAUUCCACAAAGUUCUACGCUUAAUUUUUUUUAUAAUUUUAAACAAAUGCCUCUUCAAUGCAAACAGAUUUUUUAUGACUGCAGAUUCUCAGCAAAAAAGUCAAGUUAAUUUUUUGUAGUUUUAAUAUCUUUUUUCUAAUGCUAACAUUAAACUAAUAUUUUUAAGAGUUCAGAUUUUCUAAAAUUGUUCCGACCAGGUUUUAUUUUUGUUGACUAUUAACAGGUCGUUCAGUUUCCAAGCACUGAUCACAACUUUUUUUUUUUAAAUGUACAUAGAUAUGUUUUUAAUGUACUGUAUAUAAACUGGUUACUUCAAACAUCAACACAACCCAGCUUUGUUUCAGCAAUCAUCUUAAAUAGCUACCUUUACCUGCAGUAAUCUACCAGAAAACCCAAAUGUCCAUUGGGUGGGUAUCUUUACAGAGGUGGGAUAGUUUUCAUAAUGGGACUUCUUUAAUUAAAACUUGUGGGGUGUUUUGUUUUGGUUUUUGUUUUUUAAAAGCCACCAGCUAAGUUCACAAAAUCUCUUUUUAAAAAAAAAUUGUGCUUUUAAAGAUUUUUGGUACCUCUAGCUCUAGAGAUCCAUGGCCAUUUUAAAUAAUGUGAUUUUUUUUUUUUUUUAAUUUAAUUUAAUUUUUUUAACUAGGGCUUUUAAAAACUUGUUAAACUAUGGUUGUAUGCACUAGAGGGGAUGCCAUAAUUCUCCUUUUAACUUUAGACAGUGUGCAGUUCUAUUAAUUUGGUGCACUUUUUACAGUUUUGUUUUUUAUUUUAUACUGGAAAUAUUUCAACGUGGCUAAAGACUGCACUUUACAGCUCAUACCAGACACAUGUAUGCAAUGAAGAUUAAAGCUAUGUAUUCUCAUGCAAUUCUCUGGGUUGUUUAAAUUAUGCAAAAUUGUAUGUUGCAGAUGCAGCAAAAGUUAGUCUACUUUCACAAAAGCUGCAAGGAUGUAAUUUCUUAAAACCACUUUUGACUAAGGGACCUGAAAAUAACAUUAGUGGUGCAAUAUUGCUGUAGAAAAUUAUCGGGCACUUGUAAUCCAAAGCAUGUUAGUCAUGUUGCUUAGAAUUCCAACUUGCUGUAUCCGCUAUAGAGGAUAUACCCUUGGCAUCUAACUGGACACUGCCCUAGUGGCAGUUUGCGUGUCUGUAAAAACAGUGUUGUUUAGAGUCCAAAUAAGUGAAGACACUCUGGAAGUGCCACUCACUUGUCAGAAUAUAGAAUCUAUGUAACUUUCUAUUUGUAUUUAUCUCAAUAAAUUCUGCAACUGUUUUACGAAA